AUGGGCAACAGAGACACAUCUAACAUGAAACCCAACAUUGGUGUCUACACGAACCCAGCCCAUGACCUCUGGGGUGCCCCAGCAGAACCAGACGUCGAACAUGUGCUUGAUGGCUCAACGCUCAAACCGGGCGAGGUGACCAUCGAAAUCAAGAAUACAGGCAUCUGCGGAUCAGAUAUCCACUUCCUAACCCAUGGCCGCAUCGGUCCCAUGAUCGUAACCUCGGACCACAUCCUCGGCCACGAAUCCGCCGGCACCAUCCUCGCCAUCCACCCCAACACCAUCACGACUCUCAAACCCGGCGAUCGCGUUGCCAUUGAGCCCCAAAUCCCCUGCCACUCCUGCACCCCCUGUCUCCACGGCCGCUAUAACGGCUGUGAAAAUGUCUCCUUCCUGAGUACACCCCCCGUCCCGGGCUUGCUGAGACGCUACAUCACCCACCCAGCCAUGUGGUGCCACAAGCUCCCUGACAGUCUGUCAUUCGAGGAGGGCGCGAUGCUGGAACCACUUUCCGUGGCGCUCUAUGCCGUCGAGAAAUCCGGAUUGAGGCUCGGUGAUCCAGUUUUGAUCUGUGGCGCUGGCCCCAUCGGGCUGGUGACGCUGCUAUGCGCCAGAGCGGCAGGGGCUCACCCCAUCAUCAUCACAGAUCUAGAUGCGGGGCGUCUAUCCGCGGCGAACAAGUUCGUCCCGUCUUGCAAGACCUUCCUGAUUCCCCAAUCCGGCAACCAGACACCCGAGGAUAUCGCAACGCAAAUCGUACAAGACUUAGGCAUCGAGCCCUCCGUAGCCAUCGAAUGCACAGGCUCCCAACCCUCCAUCGCGACUGCCAUCUUCGCCGUCAGAUUCGGCGGGGCCGUCUUCGCGAUCGGGGUAGGGAAAUCGGAGCUGGAGCUUCCAUAUAUGCGCCUCAGCACGCGGGAGGUAGAGUUGAAGUUUCAGUAUCGCUAUGCUAAUACGUGGCCAAGGGCUAUUCGGAUCAUGGAGGGUGGGUUGGUGGAUUUGAAGCCGUUGGUCACGCAUCGGUUUGGCGUGGAGGAUGUACAGGAGGCUUUUGGGGUGGCGGGUGAUAGGGCGAGUGGGGCGCUGAAGGUUAUGGUUGAGAUGUAA
This is a messenger RNA of Endocarpon pusillum Z07020, 1107 nucleotides long. RefSeq lists its product as uncharacterized. The record is from RefSeq and is a predicted model, not a curated record. The coding region runs from base 1 to 1107 and encodes 368 amino acids. Gene Ontology annotation, biological process: D-sorbitol catabolic process. NCBI's taxonomy places the organism in Eukaryota, Fungi, Ascomycota, Eurotiomycetes, Verrucariales, Verrucariaceae. Gene Ontology annotation, molecular function: L-iditol 2-dehydrogenase (NAD+) activity. The transcript has 2 exons.